Molecule: messenger RNA, 2289 nt
Organism: Chelonoidis abingdonii (Abingdon island giant tortoise)
Lineage: Eukaryota; Metazoa; Chordata; Testudines; Testudinidae
Gene: GPR78
Product: G protein-coupled receptor 78
Biological process (GO): adenylate cyclase-activating G protein-coupled receptor signaling pathway
Cellular component (GO): membrane
Molecular function (GO): G protein-coupled receptor activity
Source: RefSeq, a predicted model, not a curated record
UGUGGCUCGCCGCUCCCCGUCUGCGCAUGAGUCACCCCGGGAGGCUGGGGAGGUUUGGCUAUUUCAGGGGCUGAGCAGCGGAGUUGCCGAGCGGCCGAAGAGAAGCCGGAGGGACUCGCUAGGAGAGGAGCAGGUGCCUCCCCCCGGUGCCCGGGUCGGUCGGUCGGGCAUUGGGAAGGGAGGAACUUCUGCGGGCGGUUUGAAGCGGGGAAGUCGGGCGCGACCUGGGGAAAAGGUGGGAUCGUGUCAGGACCCUGGACAGCGCCGGCUGGCCGGUCGCCUGCGCUUUCCGGCAGCCUGAGCUUCAGAUCCACCCAGAGCCUCCACCAACAUGCCUGGGAAUCCCUGGAAGUCCCCCCGAGAGGCACCUGCCAUGUCCCCUUGCCGCUCCAUCUCUGAAGUCUACCCUCUGCUCACCAAGGGGCGCAUGGCUACCUGGUAAGAAAUGGACUUGGCAGGAGUUCUCUUGGCUUUUAUCCUGGUGCUGGUGCUCGUUAUUUCUCUGUUGUCCAACCUGCUGGUGCUGCUAUGCUUCAUCUACAGUACCGAGCUCCGCAAGCAAGUCCCCGGGGUCUUCCUGGUCAACUUGUCCUUCUGCAACCUGCUCCUGACAGUCUUAAACAUGCCCUUCACUUUGCUGGGGAUCCUGAGAAACCAGCCGCCCGUCGGUGACUGCAUCUGCAAAGCAGUGGGCUUCCUAGAAACUUUCCUGACCUCCAACACCAUGCUGAGCAUGGCAGCCCUCAGCAUAGACAAGUGGAUUGCCGUGGUGUUCCCCCUGAGUUACACCAGCAAGAUGCGGUACAAAGACGCCCUGCUUCUGAUGAGCUAUUCCUGGAUUCAUUCCUUGACCUUCCCUUUGGUCUCCUUGUUUUUCUCUUGGGUAGAUUAUAGCAACGUGUAUGCCUCUUGCACCUUGCACCUGGUAGAAGAGACAGAGAGGAGGAGGUUUACUGUGUUCACCAUCGUGUUUCACGCCACCAGUUUCAUGCUGUCCCUGGUGAUACUGUGUUUCACUUACUUAAAGGUGUUCAAAGUGGCCAGGUUCCACUGUAAAAGGAUAGACAUUAUUACAAUGCAAACGCUGGUUUUGCUGGUAGAUAUCCAUCCCAGCGUCAAACAGCGUUGUCUUAAUGAGCAGAAAAGGAGGCGGCAGCGGGCUACUAAGAAAAUCAGUAUUUUUAUAGGGUCUUUCGUGAUCUGCUUUGCUCCUUACAUUAUCACCAGGUUGAUAGAACUUCUUCCUUUUGUUACCAUAAACUACUACUGGGGGAUUGUAAGCAAGUGCCUCACCUACAGUAAGGCUGCAUCAGAUCCAUUUGUUUAUUCUCUUUUACGUCAACAGUAUAAGAAAGUCAUGAUCAACAUUGUCAAUAGGAUACUUAAAAGGGACCUGUAUCCUUCAUCUGGCUACAACAGCUCUCUAGACACUGAAAAUGAUUAUUGCUUACACAGAACAUGCUAACAUCCUGACAGUCAUUACUCUUCAAGUUAGAUCUGACUUUUGCCACCAGAAUGAUAUAACCUGAUCUAUCACGUUGACUGGACAAUGGUGAAGCAUACCUUUUGGAUACGAAAGCUGGAUUCCUGCAGUGCAUUUCAUUGUGGGCUUUCAAAACAGGCUCUUCCAUUGUCUGCAUUUAGUACAGAAUGUAGCUGCAGAGAGACUGUCAAGGAUGGGCAGAGGUGAUUCUGCCUAGCCACUGCUUUGCCUUCUGCACUGACUGCUUCUUGGCAAGUGGAGUAAGUUCAAGGUUUGGGUUUAACUUUUAAACCCUAUAACAUUCCAGAUGUCUGGAAUUUUACUGAGGAUCUAGCAUCCUACUCUCUUAAAGCAAAGAUUAUGGGACCAUUGGAGCCUAGGGCAUGAACAGAUAGUUGGAGCACCAUUUGUACAAUAUAUUUGCAUCUGCAAUCCUGGAUUUGUCUUAGUUUUAGAACAUUUUAAAAGAGUAUUUUAACUGAUGGCUUGUUGUACUGAUGCCUAGAAUGGGUAUUAUGGAUGAGCACUUUGAAAAUGAGAUUAUUAUUAUUUAUUAUAAGGCAACAUGUUUGUAACAUAAACUUUAAAAGUGGUAUGUGUAUUCAGUAUGCCAGUAUUUUAUCAAGCAUAACCAAAGUUAUCUUGUUACCAUGUAUCUGAUUUACUAAUAUUUAGCACUUUUAUGAUACCACAUAAUUACAAUAAUCGCAGUGACAGCAACAAAGACAUAAUCAGAGUUUAGUUAACUAGCAUCCUCCCUGAUUGAACUAACCUCAUUAUCUCUAGCCUGCUUCUUGCUUGCAUAU